This is a messenger RNA of Hevea brasiliensis (rubber tree), 1020 nucleotides long. RefSeq names its product YTH domain-containing protein ECT4-like. The transcript is spliced from 6 exons. The record is from RefSeq and is a predicted model, not a curated record. The coding region runs from base 1 to 1020 and encodes 339 amino acids. Gene Ontology annotation, biological process: mRNA destabilization. Gene Ontology annotation, molecular function: mRNA binding. Lineage: Eukaryota; Viridiplantae; Streptophyta; Magnoliopsida; Malpighiales; Euphorbiaceae. Gene Ontology annotation, cellular component: cytoplasm.
AUGCUAAAUCGUGUUAACUUGGGCUUUUAUCGAUUGACGAUUGCCGCUGGAACAGAACUUGAGAAACGUAUCCUCUCUUAUUCAGUUGCUUUUCACGGGAUGCUACUUCUAAUACCAAAGAGUAUAAUGGAUCCUUCACACAAUUGGAUGAUCAUGGUUAUUUUCAAGCAGAUGGAUCUCAUAUGUGUAUCGGUUGAUCACAUCAGGGGUGCAAUCAGACAAUGGAUCACUAGUCUAUUAUUUACCUGCUUUAAUCCAUAUGCUUCUGGGGCAGUGGUUGGGGUAGAUGGGCAAAGUGUUGGUCAACAAGCAUAUUUUUCUUCACGUGGAUACCUUCCACAUCCUGUUUUCUAUGGAUCAGAAGCCAUGCCUUGCUAUUCAUGGGAUUCAGCAUAUUUUAGUGAUGUCUCAAAUGGCAAUACUGGUUCUCAAAAUGGAAAAUAUGGAUCAGCUUCUACUUUUGCCAAGUCCAGUGGUUUUAACUCUAUGAAGUCUAAUGACAAUACUGCUGGAAAAUCAAAAUUGAUUUUGAAGUUUGUUGUGCUUGUGUCUGCAUUGGGUUCUGAUUUCUCAGCAGGUCUCUCGAAAGGAUACCAUCCUGUAGGAAAUUUGCCUCCUUUUUCUAUCCAAAAACAUGGUCCAUUCCCGCAUAAUUGUCCUAUGAACUAUAGACAGAACGGAAGGAUAUGGAAUGGAAAUGAUAGAAAUAAAUCUGGAGACAGAUUCUAUAAAAACAGUGAUUUUGAAACCUCAAAUGAACUAACUUCUGGUCCUAGGGGCUCUAACAAAUUUCCUUCUCUGGAGACUGCUGUCAAGGAAGACUUGGGAAUCACUGUACAAAGAGAUCAGUAUAACAAACCAGAUUUUGAAACUAAGUACGCAGAUGCUAAGUUCUAUGUUAUCAAAUCUUACAAUGAAGAUGACAUUCAUAAGAGCAUUAAAUAUGAUGUAUGGGCAAGCACUCCAAAUGGCAAUAAGAAGUUAGAUGCAGCAUUCCAUGAAGCAGAACAGAGAUCUUGA